AUGAAACGGUUCGUCAUCCGCUCGGUGCGCGGUAUGGCCACGCAUGGAGUUUCGUCAUCACCCAUCCGACUGGAGGUACUCGGAUACGACAGUUCCUUCAUCACCAUUGCGGUCGACGGCAAAGUAGUCAGAUACAAUAACGUGUUUCUGCGAGAUGCAUGUGAACGACCAGGAAAGUCUAUCCAUGCCGAUUCUCGCCAAAAAUUAUUCACCACAGCGUCAAUAGAGACUUCUCUCCACCCAACUGCAGCUCCUCACGUGACACAACAGGGCCUCGAAGUGGACUGGUUUGACGGAGAGGGCAAAAUACCUCACAGAUCGUCGUAUUCGGCGGAUUUUUUGAAAAAAUAUUCCACAAUCCAAGCUCGCCGAACUGAUGUUCAGCUUGAAGAACCAGUUCUAUGGGAUGGAGCGGCAAUUCGAGAAGCCCUGCCGCGCAUCACAUUCAGCCAUAACGAGUACAUGCAUAAUGAUCAUGUGUUUGCGACAGCGUUGCGAAACCUGAACAAAUACGGCCUGAUUUUUGUCAAUGGAGUUCCAGAUCAGUCCAGCUCAGAAUCAUGGUUUGUUCAGUCAAUAGCGGAGCGAAUUGGUUACGUUAAACGUACGUUCUACGGAGAUUUGUUUGAUGUGGUUUCUAAGCCCAAUGCUGAGAACCUGGCUUACACCAACACUUUUCUCCCACUACACAUGGAUCUUCUGUAUUAUGAAUCGCCACCAGGAAUUCAAUUGCUUCACGCUAUUCAAAAUUCGACAGCUGGUGGAGAAAACAUUUUUUCUGACUCUUUUGCAGCUGCGCAGACUAUUCGCGAGAAGGACCCGCAGGCUUACUUUGCUCUGACUACUGUACCUGUUCCGUACCAUUACCAUUCAAAUGGCGAGCAUUACUACUACUCAAGGCCUGUGGUGGUUGAGGACGAUUCUGCUGGACUUUCUUCGCGAUUUCGGGAAUGUAAUUACUCUCCGCCUUUCCAAGCACCUUUCGAGUUCGGAAUCACUCAUCCCGUAUCGCUGCAGGUCGAAGAGGAAGUUGCAAAAGCCGCAGGGGUUUCGCGGGAAGUUGCCAUGAUGAACAAUUCAACAAGCGCAAUGGAAACUGGUGAUUCGUAUCUUUUCAAGGAUUUUCUGGACGGGUUUCGAAAUUUCGAGGAUUUGGUGAAUGACCCAGUCAACCAGCUUGAGGUCAAACUUGCGGAAGGAACGUGCGUUGUUUUUGACAAUCGUCGUAUUCUCCAUUCACGCAAUGAAUUUAAUUUCGUAAACGGAAAAGGCGAAAGAUGGCUGAAAGGAUGUUAUCUUGACCGGGAUUCAUUUCAUUCCAGGUUGCGGAUGUUAAACGAGGAGGGAGCGUGA
Kuraishia capsulata CBS 1993 is the source of this 1353-nucleotide messenger RNA. RefSeq lists its product as uncharacterized. Gene Ontology annotation, molecular function: oxidoreductase activity. Gene Ontology annotation, biological process: carnitine biosynthetic process. Gene Ontology annotation, cellular component: mitochondrion. The transcript has a single exon. The record is from RefSeq and is a predicted model, not a curated record. Bases 1 to 1353 code for a protein of 450 amino acids. Lineage: Eukaryota; Fungi; Ascomycota; Pichiomycetes; Pichiales; Pichiaceae.